This is a messenger RNA of Vombatus ursinus (common wombat), 3758 nucleotides long. RefSeq names its product bromodomain containing 8 (gene BRD8). Gene Ontology annotation, molecular function: protein binding. The coding region runs from base 27 to 3743 and encodes 1238 amino acids. Gene Ontology annotation, cellular component: NuA4 histone acetyltransferase complex. The transcript has 27 exons. The record is from RefSeq and is a predicted model, not a curated record. NCBI's taxonomy places the organism in Eukaryota, Metazoa, Chordata, Mammalia, Diprotodontia, Vombatidae.
UGAGGCUGGGAAGAGUCGGGGCCAAGAUGGCGACAGGGACGGGCAAACACAAACUGCUGAGUACUGGCCCCACAGAGCCUUGGUCUAUUCGGGAGAAGCUAUGUCUGGCCUCCUCUGUCAUGAGGAGUGGAGAUCAAAACUGGGUGUCAGUUAGCAGAGCAAUCAAGCCCUUUGCUGAACCUGGCCGACCUCCUGACUGGUUCUCUCAGAAACAUUGUGCUUCCCAGUACUCGGAACUUCUAGAGACCACUGAGACCCCAAAGAGGAAACGUGGUGAAAAAGGGGAAGUGGUAGAAACAGUAGAAGAUGUUAUUGUUCGGAAACUAACUGCUGAAAGAGUUGAGGAGCUGAAAAAAGUAAUUAAGGAGACACAGGAAAAAUACAGACAACUGAAGAAAGAUGCAGAGCUUAUCCAAGCUGGACAUAUGGACAACCGACUCGAUGAACUGUACAAUGACAUUGCAAUGAAAAAGAAACUGGAGGAAGAAGAAGCUGAAGUGAAGAGGAAGGCUACAGAUGCUGCAUAUCAGGCUCGACAGGCAGUGAAAACACCUCCUCGGAGGUUGCCAAGUGUGAUGGUCCGAUCACCUGCAGGCUCUACUUCUCCAGGAGGUGACUAUCCACUGGGAGACUUGGCUCCAUCAGCUAUUGAAGAAACCAGUCCUGGAGUCAGUGAGAGUGAGAUGACUGUGGCUUCUGGCCACCUGAACAGUGCAGGUGUUCUCCUCGAGGUAGGCGGGGUCCUUCCAAUGAUGCAUGGAGGGGAAAUGCAGUCAACACCCAGCACUGUUGCAGCCUCUCCUGCUGCCUCAGGUGCUCCUACUCUUUCCCGGCUUUUAGAAGCUGGUCCUACACAGUUCACCACACCUCUCACUUCCUUCUCUGCUGUUGCCAGUGAGUCUCCAGCUAAACUUCUACCACCCCCUGUAGAGUCUGUACCCCAGGCUACCAUUGUCAUGAUGCCUGCCCUGCCAGCACCAUCCUCUGCUACAGCUGCUGCCACAUCAGAAAGUGUAGUUCCAGUAAGUCAGCCUGACACUCGUGUACCUAUGGAAGCUGUGAGUGAUCAGCACACUGUGACUGUUUCCAUGGACAGCAGUGAAAUUUCCAUGAUCAUCAAUUCUAUCAAAGAGGAAUGUUUCCGAUCUGGGGCAGCUGAGGCCUCUGGAGGAUCAAAAGUCCCCAGCAUUGAUGGGAAAGAAGAUUUGGACCUGGCAGAGAAGAUGGACAUUGCUGUAUCUUACACAGGAGAAGAGCUGGACUUUGAGACUGUGGGAGAUAUCAUCGCCAUCAUUGAAGACAAGGUGGAUGACCAUCCAGAAGUCCUGGAUGUGGCAGCUGUGGAAGCUGCCCUGUCAUUCUGUGAAGAAAAUGAUGACCCCCAGUCUCUGCCUGGCCCUUGGGAGCAUUCUCUUCAGCCGGAGCAGGAGAAGUCAAUCCCUCCUCCCCCAGCAGAUAUGACCGUUAAGCAAGAGAGGCUUGACUUUGAGGAACCAGAGACCAAGGGAAUCCGUGAUCUGGUGGACAUAGUGGAACCGAGUGCUGAGAUCAAGGUUGAACCGGCAGAGCCAGAGCCCAGUCAUCCCAGCCCUGAAGCAUCAGCUGGAGCUGUUAUAACAGCAAAUGCAGAGCCACCUGAGCUUAAAAGUCAAGAUGUAGAAGAGGAACCCAGAGAACCCAGAGGUGCUAUUGCUGCUGCUGCCACCCCUGCUGCCACGACCACUGCCAUUGCUGCCGCAGCAACAGCAGCAGAGAUUUCUGAAGUGGAGACUUUGAUUGGGAAAGUCGAUGAGACGGCACAUCCCACAGUAAAGAUAGAGGCUUCUCCUGAAAGUGUGAUGUCUCUCCCACAUGGUCAGAAUUCCAGUGAAGACCCUUCCGAGACAGAUAAUCAACACAAGUUUGAGUUGUCAGAUUCGAUGAAAGAAGAAUCAGGAACUAUUUUUGGAAGCCAGAUAAAGAAUGCCCCAGGUGAGGAUGAAGAUGAAGAUGGGGCCAGUGAAGCAGCCAGCCUAGAAGAACCCAAGGAGGAAGACCAGGGAGAGGGUUAUCUGUCAGAAAUGGAUAAUGAGCCUCCUGUGAGCGAGAGUGAUGAUGGCUUUAGUAUUCACAAUGCUACUCUCCAGUCUCACACUUUAGCAGACUCCAUCCCCAGUAGCCCUGCAUCUUCACAGUUUUCUGUUUGCAGUGAGGAUCAGGAAGCAAUUCAGGCCCAGAAGAUAUGGAAGAAAGCCAUCAUGCUAGUAUGGAGAGCUGCAGCUAAUCACAGGUAUGCCAACGUCUUCUUGCAACCUGUCACAGAUGACAUAGCACCUGGCUACCAUAGCAUUGUACAGAGGCCUAUGGAUUUGUCAACCAUUAAGAAGAACAUUGAGAACGGGCUAAUAAGGACAACAGCUGAAUUCCAGCGAGACAUCAUGCUGAUGUUCCAGAAUGCUGUGAUGUACAAUAGCUCUGACCAUGAUGUCUACCACAUGGCUGUGGAGAUGCAGAGGGAUGUUUUGGAACAAAUCCAGCAAUUCCUGGCCACACAGCUGAUCAUGCAGACAUCUGAGUCUGGAAUCAGUGCCAAAAGCCUUCGAGGGAGGGAUUCUACCCGAAAACAGGAUGCUUCAGAGAAGGACAGUGUCCCCAUGGGCUCUCCUGCCUUCCUUCUCUCUCUCUUUAUGGGGCAUGACUGGGUUUGGUUGGAUUCUGAGCAAGAUUAUCCUAAUGACUCUGAGCUGAGCAACGACUACAGGUCCCUCUUCAGCUCAUGGGACUCCAGUCUGGAUCUUGAAGUGGGCAGCUGGAGGGAAACAGAAGAGCCAGGAGCAGAGGAGCUAGAGGAGAGCAACUUAGGGAGAGAGUCCAGUGACCCCCUUACGGGGGAUGGAGGCAGUGAGGAAUUCCAGCAAGAGACAGAGCAAUUCAAGCACCAGAACCUCCUUCAUUUCCUCUCUGAGGUAGCCUACUUGAUGGAACCACUGUGCAUCAGCAGCAGGGGAACAAGUGAGGGCUGCAGAUCUCAGCCUGACUCUAGGAAGCAAGAAGGAAGGGAAACUCCAGAUGUUGAGGGAGAGGCAGGGGAGCCAUGCAGGGAGAUCGAGGAGUUUCCAGCCAAGGGAAACGGCUCAGUAGCACAGAAGGAGCUGGAGGGAAAAAAUGAGAGGCCAGAGAUGGCCCCAGUUUCCUCAGAUAUUUGUGAAGUUCAGGGGCCACCCCAAGAGAGUGAAGAGGGGGGCACAAAGGAAGAACCCAAAGAAGAAAAGGGUGAAGGAUGUGUCUCUGAGGUAGAGAGCAGACCGCCUUUGGGUGAGUGUGAUGAUGGCCUCAACAUUAAGGAAGCUCCAUUGGUGGAUUUAAUUUUCAGCAAUGCCUCUUCCUCCAAGAUGACUGAUCCAAACCAGGGUGAUCCUGUCAAGGAACAGCUGCUAUUCAAGAAAACCCUCCUUCCAGUCUGGAAAAUGAUUGCCAAUCACAGGUUCAGCAGUCCAUUUCUGAAACCUGUGUCAGAUAGGCAAGCUCCGGGGUACAAGGAUGUGGUGAAAAGACCCAUGGACUUAACCAGUCUGAAGAGGAACCUCUCAAAGGGGCAUAUCCGCAGCAUGGCCCAGUUCGAACGCGAUUUGAUGUUGAUGUUCCAGAAUGCUGUAAUGUACAAUGACUCUGACCACCAUAUCUACCACAUGGCUAUAGAGAUGCAAAAAGAGGUCCUAGAGCAGAUCCAGGUGCUAAGUAUUUGGUUAGAAGAAGAGACUUGAGUGAUGUGGACUGAU